Messenger RNA from Chrysochloris asiatica (Cape golden mole), 1500 nucleotides. It is a transcript of the gene SACK1F, whose product is annotated as family with sequence similarity 83, member F. Bases 1 to 1500 code for a protein of 499 amino acids. The transcript has 5 exons. Lineage: Eukaryota; Metazoa; Chordata; Mammalia; Afrosoricida; Chrysochloridae. The record is from RefSeq and is a predicted model, not a curated record.
AUGGCCGAGUCGCAGCUGAUGUGCCUGGACGAGGCGCACGUGAACGAGAAGGUGACCGAGGCACAUGCCGCCUUCUACUACUGCGAGCGGCAGCGGGCCGCACUGGAGGCGCUGCUGGGCGGAGGCGAGCAAGCCUAUGGCGAGCGGGUCAAGAAGGAGCAGUUGCGAGACUUCCUGUCGGGCCCCGAGCGCCAGGCCCUCCGCGCUGCCUGGAGCCCCUAUGAGGACGCCGCCCCCGCCGCCGCCUCCCGCGGCAAAGCCAAGGCCAAGGCCCAGGCCCCCGCGCAGGCCCACGCCGAGCCCGCUGAGUCCCUGGCCUACUGGCCCGACCGCUCCGACACCGAGGUGCCCCCGCUGGACCUGGGCUGGACCAACACCGGCGCCUACCGCGGCGUGAGCCGGCUCCUCCUCUUCACCCACCCGCCCAAGGAAGAGAAGGCGCCUCACCUCAAACAGGUGGUCAGGCAGAUGGUCCAAGAGGCCCAGAAGGUCAUUGCCGUGGUCAUGGACCUCUUCACUGAUGGCGACAUCUUCCAAGACAUCGUCGACGCUGCCUACAAGCGCCGAGUCCCUGUGUACAUCAUCCUGGACGAGGCAGGCGUCAAAUAUUUCCUGGAGAUGUGUCGGAGCCUGGAGCUCACCGACUUCCGUUUGCGGAACAUCCGUGUCCGCUCUGUGACAGGUGUCGGCUUCUACAUGCCCAGGGGGAAAGUCAAAGGGACCCUCUCGACAAGGUUCCUGAUGGUGGAUGGUGAAAAAGUAGCCACUGGCUCCUAUAGUUUCACCUGGAGCUCCUCCCACGUGGACAGGAACCUCCUACUCCUGCUGACUGGGCAGAAUGUGGAGCCCUUCGAUGUGGAGUUCCGAGAGCUGUACGCCAUCUCCGAGGAGGUGGACUUGUAUCGGCAACUGGGCCUGGCAGGCGGGGCCAGCAAAUUUGGCCUCAACUACUCCUCCACUGUGGCACGCAAGCUCAUCAACCCCAAGUACGCCUUGGUGUCAGGCAGCCGCCACCCGCCCGGGGAGAUGAUGCGCUGGGCCGCCCGGCAGCAGCGGGAAGCUUGUGACAAUCUCGAGGGGCAGCAGGAAGGCAGCGAAGGUGGCGAGUCGACCCGGCGCCUGGAGAGCUUCCUGAAUGACCUGGUGAGUCUGGAUCAGGUGCUGCCUCCUGUGGAUCCUAUUCCCAUGGAGAGACGGAGCCGGAAGGCUGGCAAGGUGCCCACGGACCUCAAGUCCCAGGAGACACUGGACCGGAAUGGCAAAGGAGAUGCCGCCAACGGGGAGGCCACCACGGCCAAAGAAGGCAAGCGCUUUGGCAGUGGGAUCUUCAGUCGACGGGUCAAGAAGCCAGUGGCAUCCAACGGCAUGGCCAGCUCCUUCACCGCUGAGGCCUCUGCUGAUGUGGACUUUAGGCCCACCGAGGACUCCAGCACUAACCUCUCAGGUGAGACACCUCCUGCUUCCAAUCCUGCCAAGCCCCGAAACUGUGUGAUUUCCUGA